AUGUCUCUCACAGUCGCUAGUCAGAAGACCUACAGUAUUGCAUCCAUUCCAGCCGAUGGAAUUGGCCCAGAAGUCAUCAAUGCAGGCAUCACCGCCCUCAAUGCCUUGACCGAUGCACUCCAGACUUUCAAGUUGGAGUUCAAGAACUAUGAUUGGAGCUCAGAAACCUACAAGAAGACCGGCAAAUAUAUCCCCGAUGGGGGACUUGAGGAGCUGAAGAAGCACGACGCGAUUUUCUUUGGAGCUGUCGGUGCUCCUGAUGUCCCUGAUCAUAUCUCCCUGUGGGGUCUGCGACUCGCCAUCUGCCAACCUUUCCAGCAGUACGCCAAUGUGCGUCCAACACGGGUGUUCCGUGGCACCGAGUCCCCGUUGCGCAACUGCGGACCUAACGACCUUGACUGGGUGAUCAUCCGUGAAAACAGCGAGGGCGAGUACGCGGGCCAAGGUGGUCGCUCCCACGCUGGAAAGCCGUGGGAGGUUGCGACUGAAGUCUCCAUCUUCUCCCGUCACGGCGUGGAGAGAAUUAUGCGAUUCGCUUUCGAGACUGCUCAGAAGCGGCCGCGCAAGCUGCUGACUGUGGUCACUAAGAGUAAUGCCCAGCGUAACGGUAUGGUUCUCUGGGAUGAAGUGGCGAAGGUCGUUGCGGAGGAUUUUCCCGAUGUCACGGUUGAUAAGAUGCUUGUUGAUGCUAUGACCACUCGCAUGGUUCUGAAGCCUGAGAGUCUCGAUACGAUUGUUGCUACUAACUUGCACGCUGAUAUUCUCUCUGAUCUUGCUGCGGCGCUGGCUGGAUCUAUUGGUAUCGCGCCGACUUCCAACCUUGAUCCUACGCGCGAGUAUCCCAGCAUGUUUGAGCCUAUUCAUGGCUCUGCUUUUGAUAUCACUGGCUUGGGUAUCUCGAAUCCCGUUGCUACAUUCUGGACGGCUGCGGAGAUGCUUGCUUGGCUUGGCGAGGAGGAGGCUUCCAAGCAGCUGCUGGUUUGUGUUGAAAAUGUUUGUGAGCAGGGAGUUCUGACUCGGGACUUGGGUGGCAAUGCUACGACGAAACAAGUCACUGAUGCCGUUCGCCCCUCUAAAAGGGCCCGCGUGUCAGAGUCCAGCGCAGAUGGUGUAGUGACUGCACCUUUCGCGUCUCUGCACAGGGCCAUUAGCCCGCCAUCCCCACGAGCAAAUAUACAGCCUACAUGUCCAGCGCAGACUGAUGAGAAGAUGAAUUCUGCUAGCUCUGGAGCCAAUCGUCCAGUCCAGUUCAUCAAUUCGCCUACACAGCUUACGCAUAUUCGAGAUUUACCUGCGGCUAACAAUGUCGACACCGUUCGACUCCGCGACAUCCUCGGGGAUCCCAUGAUCCGCGAAUGCUGGCAGUUCAAUUAUCUUUUUGAUAUAGAUUUCUUGAUGUCACAUUUUGAUGAAGAUGUCAAGGAUAUAGUCAAGGUCAAGAUCGUGCAUGGGUCAUGGCGGAAGGAAGAUUCGCAUCGCAUUCGUGUUGAAGAAACUUGUUCGCGAUACCCCAACGUAGAGCCCAUUGUGGCCUACAUGCCCGAGGCUUUCGGGACACAUCAUUCUAAGAUGAUGAUUCUGCUUCGACAUGAUGACCUCGCCCAAGUCAUCAUCCACACAGCUAACAUGAUCCAUAUGGACUGGACCAAUAUGACACAAGCUGUCUGGCGCUCUCCGCUUCUUCCGUUGCAGAAGCCAAUUCCAUCAGAAUCCCAAUCCGACUCCAAAUUCGGCUCGGGCUCACGCUUCAAAAGAGAUCUCCUCGCGUAUUUGAAAGCGUAUGGACCUAGAAAGACGGGUCUGCUAGUUCAGCAAUUGAAUAACUAUGACUUCGGGGCUAUUCGCGCCGCCCUCAUCGCGAGCGUCCCGUCCAAGAAACAUGCCAGUGAUUGCAACUCAGAAGAAGAUACGCUAUGGGGCUGGUCUGCUCUGAAAGAUCUGAUGCGCCGAAUCCCCAUCCGGAAAACUAAACCAAGCAACAGCGCCAAAAAGCCGCACAUCGUAAUCCAGAUCUCGUCAGUCGCAACUCUCGGACAAACAAACAAAUGGCUCAAAGACGUCUUCUUCAAAGCCCUCGCCUCAACACCAACCCAAGCACCCACCCCGACCUACUCAAUAAUCUUCCCAACACCAGAUGAGAUCCGCCGCUCUCUAAACGGCUAUGACUCCGGCGGCUCCAUCCACAUGAAAACACAAAGCGCAGCGCAACAAAAGCAACUUCAAUACAUGCGCCCGCAUCUUUGCCAAUGGGCAGGUGACAGUCUUCCACCAGGCCAGUGCAUUGAUCUAUCAGAAGAUACCCCUGCAAAGCGCGAAGCAGGUCGCUGUCGGGCAGCACCGCACAUCAAAACCUACAUCCGCUUUGCGGAUUCGGAUAUGAAGACCAUUGACUGGGCGAUGGUCUCAUCCGCGAAUCUGUCCACACAGGCGUGGGGCGCCGCGACGAAUCCGAGUGGCGAGGUUCGCAUCUGCAGCUGGGAGAUCGGUGUUGUUGUGUGGCCGGACCUUUUUUGCGAUGAUAUUGCAUUACCGGCGGAGUCUCCCGCACGGGAUGCGCCGAUGGUUCCUUGCUUUAAACAAGAUCGUCCGGCUGUAUUCGGAGGCGAGACGGCUGACCUUGUUGUCGGGUUCCGCAUGCCGUAUGAUCUUCCGUUGACGCCGUAUGGUGCCACCGAUGAGCCGUGGUGUGCGACUGCUUCGCAUGAUGAGCCGGACUGGCAGGGUCAAAGAUGGAUCCUGUGA
Penicillium paradoxum is the source of this 2742-nucleotide messenger RNA. Its product is annotated as tyrosyl-DNA phosphodiesterase 1. Gene Ontology annotation, biological process: DNA repair. The transcript is spliced from 7 exons. NCBI's taxonomy places the organism in Eukaryota, Fungi, Ascomycota, Eurotiomycetes, Eurotiales, Aspergillaceae. Gene Ontology annotation, cellular component: nucleus. The record is from RefSeq and is a predicted model, not a curated record. The coding region runs from base 1 to 2742 and encodes 913 amino acids. Gene Ontology annotation, molecular function: magnesium ion binding; NAD binding; phosphoric diester hydrolase activity.